This is a messenger RNA of Schistosoma intercalatum, 2174 nucleotides long. Lineage: Eukaryota; Metazoa; Platyhelminthes; Trematoda; Strigeidida; Schistosomatidae. The record is from the annotation of a GenBank genome assembly.
AACAAAACGCAAAGCAUCUUGUGACCAUUGGAAGAAGUGUUAACACGAGCCUCAACUUUUUGUUCUCUGAUCUUAAAACUUUCAAAAUUUUGCCAGCCUGAGCGUUUUUGAACUACGGACUUACGAUCAAGGUCGUUGCUGGUUCGCCUAAUGAAGAUGCCAUCAAAUAAGACUAGUUGGUGUCCUGGAUUGUGUUGGUCUAUUGUGUGGCUGCUCAUCUGGUUCUUGGCUUGGCCAAUGGCUUUUGUGCUAGCCAUAGUUGAAGUAUUCAUCAUUCCUUUCUGUGUUUGUUUCGAGAAAGCCAAAACGGCAUGUGAAUUCAUCGACAGAAUAUAUAAGGUUUUUGCAUUCGAUCCAAUAGAUAAUGCUAGAUAUAUGCGUCCAUUGUUGUAUAAUCCUGGUAUACCUGUUCCUUCUUCAGAUCCAGAUGCUCCACAAUUUGUUUGAUAUUAAAUGCUAAUGUGUUGUAAUGAUACCAUUAAAUAAUUUCUUGUCAAUGUCACAUACAUACCUCGUAUCGAUUCAAUCAAGAAAAGAGAAAGAAAUCUACACUUGUUUAUUUCCAGUUUUAUUUCAUAUUAUUAUUCUUUAUUAAUGCCUUCAUUGUUUAAUUCAUAUUCCAUUGCAUAUUAACAAUAACAUGUGUUUAUAUAUCUACUGCUUAAUGUAUCGCGUUUUUUUCAAGGUUUUGUUGUGUAUUUUCAUGUUAUCAUUUGGUCCUUGUUUGGCUUAUGGUUAACCUAUGAUAUAUAUAUAUAUAUAUAUAUAUAUAUAUAUAUAUAUAUAUAUAUAUAUAUAUAUAUAUAUAUAUAUAUAUAUAUACGUCUAUGUACAUCUGUGUUAAGCGGAACUAUAUGCGUACAUAUUCCCACAGUUGGUUUUACACAAUCUCUUUGCUAACUAGUAAGCGUGUUUUGCUUCAUCGCAUUUUAACUCUGUUCUCACUGAGAUUCUUCAUGAAUAUACCUCUACUAUAUUCCAUAAACCUAUACGGAUGUAUUAAAAUGUGUGAGUAGAUUGGUUAUAAAUUAACAAGUGUAUACAUAAUCACAUCUCCCACUUCUAUUCAAACUAUGAACUUUUUCUGUUUGUGUACGGCUUUAUAUCGCAUCUACUAUUGUAACAGUAACUAAAUUUCACCUUUAUUUAUCAAUAUUAUUAUUAACGUCGGAAAAUAAUAGUGGAGAAUGAUUUCUGUGAUAGAUUCAGUACGGAUUCAUAGUUAUUCUUUAAUUUUACAUGUACGACUAUAAGCUAAUUAACUGCAUUCCUUUGUUGAUUAUUUUUAUUGUUUGAUUUCCACUUAAAAAUUACCCUUCUAAUAAAGAUUGGGAAGUCAUACAAAUAUUGUCAUAAAUUUUAAAAAUCGAUUAGCUUUUCAAAAAGCAUUUUUCUCUUUUAUUUAUCUGUUUACUUAACUCUUAAUUAUCUGUAAUUCCUUCCUUUUUAUUUAAAAACAAUAUUCAGUAAUGUCAUAAUUGAGGUAAUAUUCAAUUAUUUAAUUGUGCUCUUAUAUAAUUUACUGUUUUCAGUUCGCCUUUAUUGUUUAUACUCAAUCAGUUUACAGGAGAACUGUGAAGCUGUCAUGAACAUAUUGUCAAAUGUAUUGUGUAAUUCACCUUAAAUAUUUUUCGUAUAUUUAGUCAGCACAUAAAACCAAAGUUUGUUUAAACAUAUAUACCCUUUGAAUCGUACUGUGGAGGCAGAAUACUUUUAUCCAUCAAUGAUUUGUAAACGAGUAAUGAUUGAUGGUAUUCUCACUCACAUCGUUCUAGUUCGAAGACUUAUUGGAUGACCUCAUAUAUUAUUAUCACAGUGAUGAGAUUUCAUACAUGUGUUGCUAUUACACUUACUGAGCAGACCACGUAUUUCACGCAACGGAGAACUACUCAAAUUCGUUUUCGCAGUUUAUUUUGAUAUCAACUUAAUAUUAAUUACCAUUUUUAAACAAAUUUCAACUAUGUUUACUUCAUAGGAUAAUUAUACUUUCAACUCGUAUCUUUUGACUCAUAUAAAAAUCACUACAUAAGUUGGAAUAAUCACCAAUGUUUUUAAAAAUAUGUUCUUUACAAAAUAAUUGAAUUUCAUCUACGAGUGGUACUUAUGAUUUACAGUGAAAUUUUUUUGAUAAACUGUCUUCAAUAGAAAAUUUGUUCACGUAAAAUAUAUCCAUA